Molecule: messenger RNA, 1103 nt
Organism: Dunckerocampus dactyliophorus (ringed pipefish)
Lineage: Eukaryota; Metazoa; Chordata; Actinopteri; Syngnathiformes; Syngnathidae
Gene: rab38c
Product: RAB38c, member of RAS oncogene family
Exons: 5
Coding region: 124-744 (206 amino acids)
Biological process (GO): vesicle-mediated transport
Cellular component (GO): trans-Golgi network; Golgi apparatus; vesicle
Molecular function (GO): GTP binding; GTPase activity
Source: RefSeq, a predicted model, not a curated record
CUCAGCACUCCGAAAUCCCACGCUUCCAGCCGAACACUUGAAUGCACCGGCAGCUCCCAGCUGAGAGUCGCGUGGGAGUGGGAGGUCCACAGAGAGUAGUCCCACCGUCUUCUUCUUGGAGCCAUGCAGCAAGAGCUCCUAUUCAAAGUGUUGGUCAUCGGCGACUUGGGGGUGGGCAAGACGUCCAUCAUUAAGCGCUACGUCCACCACAUCUUCUCGCAGCACUACCGAGCCACAAUCGGCGUGGACUUUGCCCUCAAGGUGCUCCAGUGGGACCAGGACACCGUUAUCCGUCUUCAGCUGUGGGACAUAGCAGGACAGGAGCGCUAUGGCAACAUGACGCGUGUCUACUACCGCGAGGCCAUGGGAGCGUUGGUGGUCUUUGACAUCACGCGUGCAUCUACCUUCGAUGCCGUGCUCAAGUGGAAGGACGACCUGGACUCCAAGGUGACGCUGAACCACGGCAGGCCCGUUCCAGUCGUCCUCUUAGCCAACAAGGCCGACCAGGCGACGUGCCAGCAGCCCAAACUGGACGCCUUCUGCCGAGAGAACGGUUUCGUCGGCUGGUUCGAGACUUCGGCCAAGGAAAACACAAACAUCGAGGAAGCAGCACGCUGCCUGGUGGAGCACAUCCUGAGCAACGAGGAGAGCCCGCUCCCCGAGCGAGAGCCCGCCUCCCUCGUCCUGUCCGGGUAUGCCAAUGCCACCAAGGAGCACCUCAGCUGCUCAUCUUGUUCGAAAUAACAAAUUGCUGGCCAGCGGGAGUAAAAACAGGAAGGGAAUGCCGUCUGUCACAGUGGAUACAGUUUUUAAUUUUUAAUUCAAAUCUAUAUAGCCUAUAGGUUAAUGUUGUUUUUAAUAUUAUUGGAAAUAUAAGGCGUUAGUUGCAAUUUUCUGCCUUACAGAGGCAGGAUGCCACUUGUGUGAAAGGGUAUUUGGCAAUAUUCCACCUUUGCUGGAUUUUGUAUGAAAGGCACAGGCGUGGACAAAUGCUGGAACCACUGUUACGGCUUGGAAUACGGCUCUCUAUUGUUGGAUCAGUGUGCAAAAGAGGCCACUGGACCCUUCAUUAGGUACACCUGCACAAACGAAGCUGUAUUGAA